Ilyonectria robusta is the source of this 828-nucleotide messenger RNA. RefSeq lists its product as uncharacterized. Gene Ontology annotation, molecular function: DNA-binding transcription factor activity. The transcript has 3 exons. Gene Ontology annotation, biological process: regulation of DNA-templated transcription. NCBI's taxonomy places the organism in Eukaryota, Fungi, Ascomycota, Sordariomycetes, Hypocreales, Nectriaceae. The coding region runs from base 1 to 828 and encodes 275 amino acids. The record is from RefSeq and is a predicted model, not a curated record.
AUGUCACAACCUCACUACGCCUACUCGGCCGCUCCUCAAGCUCCUCGCCAGUACUCCGGUCAUGGCACCAGCAGCGCCUUCAGCAGCUCUGCCAACCCCGACGAGGACUGGACCAAGAUCUCCGAUCUUGCUGAGCGCAGAAGGAUACAGAACCGCAUUGCCCAGCGCAACUACCGCAAGAAGCUUAAGCGCCGCCUCGAAGACCUCGAGCGCCGUGCUGGAUCCUCUGACGACGCCGAGUCUGAGAAGCAGUCCCAGUCGUCCACCAAGUCGAAACGUUCCUCCUCAUCCAAGUCUCACAAGGCCCAGCCUGCUACCCCCGCCAAGACUCUCCCAUCUCAAGGCCAGUACACGCCUCCCAUGGAGCAGGACGACUUCUUCUACCCCGGCUCUUACGAUGACCGGGAACGCUCUCACACUCCUCCUCUGUUUCCCUACUCGACCUACCCGGCUCCCGACGAGAUUCUCCUUCACCCUUACGGCGCCGCCCAGCCUUACACAGCCAUGACCACUGCCGACACCUACCCCAACUACAUCACCACCUCUGCCGUCCCCGUGACGCUCCCUUCCAUGACACAUUUCAGCGAUGCCGUCAAGCGGGAGUCGUACCCCAGUGACGAUGGCAUGAACCCCUACAUGCCUUAUGGCUUCAUGCCCGGCAUGGACCUCAAUGCUCCUAGUCACUACGACCAUCAGUCCAACCCUCAUACUCCUCCACUGUCUCACUCGUUCGACCACUCCGCAAACUGCUCCGAGGCCGGUUACGAAUACCCCACCACGCCUCUGUCCAUGCCCGGAUCUCCCGGCAUGAUUCACCCUCAACAUUGA